Molecule: messenger RNA, 1159 nt
Organism: Balaenoptera musculus (blue whale)
Lineage: Eukaryota; Metazoa; Chordata; Mammalia; Artiodactyla; Balaenopteridae
Gene: HSPB3
Product: heat shock protein family B (small) member 3
Exons: 1
Coding region: 191-640 (149 amino acids)
Cellular component (GO): cytoplasm; nuclear speck
Source: RefSeq, a predicted model, not a curated record
AGGAGUGAAAACACAAGAGGGAGUGUGCGGCGGGCGCUGUGAUUCAGGCCUAAUUAAAGGGUUGCAUCUGCGCAGGGUUAUAAGCGAAGAGCGGCUCCAACAGAUCCUCUUGUCAGUAGGCAACCGCGAGGGUUCAACGCGGAUAACGUAGCCGGGGCGGAAGGCGUUCGAUGCUGGCUUUGCCUCCACUAUGGCAAAAAUCAUCUUGAGGCAUCUCAUAGAGACUCCAGUGCGAUACGAGGAGGAGUUUGAAGCUCGAGGUUUGGAAGACUGCAGGCUGGAUCACGCUUUAUAUGAACUGCCCGGGCCAACCACCGUGGACCUGGGGAAAGCCAGGGUGGCCCAGGCUGCCCCGGUGGACACCGCAGAGAUGCCGCCCCAGAGAGACAAAUCCCGCUUCCAGGUCCUGCUGGACGUGGUCCAGUUCCAACCCGAAGAUAUCAUCAUUCAGACCUUCGAAGGCUGGCUGCUGAUUAAGGCUCAACAUGGAACCAGAAUGGACGAGCACGGUUUUAUCUCAAGAAGCUUCACCCGACAGUAUAAACUGCCCGACGGCAUUGAAACCAAAGAUUUGUCUGCCAUCCUGUGUCACGAUGGAAUUCUGGUGGUGGAAGUAAAGGAUUCAGUUGGGACCAAGUGAUAUCUUAUCGGUGCCUGUUCAUGCAGCACGAGGAAGAGUCUAGUUCAGCCCAUGGUAUCACGAGAAUGUGUGUAUUACCUACAUUUGAAAUGAUUUUUAUGAAGAUUAAAAAUAUAGACAUAGUUCCUGGUAUAUUGAGGUUGUCUUUGUUACUUUUACUGAGAAAGGAAAAUUGUUAAAUAUGUUCCUACAGCUCAAGUUGUUGCUAUUCUUACACCUGAGAAACAUUGACAGUUUAGGAGACCAUAGUCUGAUAGCAGAGACGACUCAGAAUUAUUUCUUCAUUACUCCAACAAUGCCAGAGAAGCUGCAUUUUUAACAAUUGAUGGCAAAAGAACCACACUAAUUUAAGAAAUUCUUAUCCAUUUUAUGAAAACUUUAUAUCGCUGAAAAGAGCUGUGAUCCCCUUCUCUUGAUAAGCUUUUAUUCUCAGUGUAUUUUAUUACAGUGGAGUGGAGCUUUGUAAACAUAGAGUCUGAAGGUUAAAAUAUAGUAUUUGAAAACUGGGUCUGAAAUAUA